Fraxinus pennsylvanica is the source of this 1230-nucleotide messenger RNA. Lineage: Eukaryota; Viridiplantae; Streptophyta; Magnoliopsida; Lamiales; Oleaceae. The record is from the annotation of a GenBank genome assembly.
AUGUCGUUCAAGGGCAUAGUUCGCGAUUUAAAGGAGAUAAAAGAUGGAAGAAGAAGUACCUCAAAGAGAGAAGGGAUCGAGGGGAAGCAUUGGCUCAACAAGAACCGGUCUCAUAUAGCCCCUUCUAAGCCCAUUCAGCAAGGGCACUGGGCAAAUUUACCGCCAGAAUUGCUUGUGGACAUAAUCCGGAGGGUUGAAGAAAGUGAGACAUCUUGGCCUGCUAGGACAGCAGUUGUCUUUUGUGCAUCAGUUUGUAAGUCGUGGAGGGAUAUCACUAAGGAAAUUGUCAAGACUCCGGAGGAAUGUGGGAGGCUCACUUUUCCCAUAUCAUUGAAGCAGCCGGGGCCUCGAGACGCACCAAUCCAAUGCUUUAUUAAGCGGGAUAGAUCAACUUCCACUUACUGCUUGUACUUUGGUCUGACCCCAUCUGAGGACGAGAGUGAUAAACUAUUAUUGGCAGCCAAAAAGAUUAGAAGGGCAACAAGCAUGAACUUUGUGAUAUCUUUAGUUGCAGAUGAUUUUUCUCGAGGCAGCAAUACAUAUGUUGGGAGACUAAGGUCUAACUUUCUGGGGACAAAGUUCACCACAUAUGACUGUCAACCUCUGAAUGAUGCUGCUGUGCAACAUAAUAGUUGGUCAAGUAGAAGGUUCCACACGAGCCAAGUAUCUCCAAGAUUACAUGCGUAUAACUACAGUGUAGCCACUAUUUCCUAUGAACUCAAUGUUCUCCGCCCAAGAGGUCCUAGGAGAAUGAAUUGUUUCAUGAAUUCAAUUUCCGUCUCUUCAAUUCAGGAGGGAGGCACUGCCCUGAUGCCAACAUCAUUUCCACAAUGUUCUGACGAGAAAUCUUCUCCCCCACCGGUCUCAGAAGGAAAGGACUCGGUCAUAAACUUCAGCUCACGAAGCCUAUCAAGUUCAUCAUUUUCAAGACCACUUUCUGGAGAGCCACUUGUUCUUAAAAACAAAGCUCCUAGAUGGCACGAACAGUUGCAGUGCUGGUGCUUGAAUUUUAAAGGCCGUGUUACAGUAGCUUCUGUUAAAAAUUUCCAGCUUGUGGCUGCUGUUGAUCCAUCUCUCAACAUAUCGGCCGCUGAACAAGAAAAAGUAAUUUUACAGUUUGGAAAGAUUGGAAAAGAUAUUUUCACCAUGGAUUAUCGCUACCCUCUUACUGCCUUUCAAGCCUUUUCAAUCUGCUUGAGCAGCUUCCACUCAAAACCAGCAUGUGAAUGA